AUGGCUCCCUCCGACUCCUACGACCUUGACACAUACUUCUCUCCCAUAACCUCCGCAGUAACUCCUGCAGACCCCUCAUACACUUCCUGGCACCCGAACCCAGACUUCGACAUGAUUUCCAAAGCCGAAUUGUCGCUCACCACCCACACCCAGAUGUCCAACAUCCUCACCCCCCGCUGCCAAUGCAUCAAGACCGCCAUCUCCGCGCUCGAAGACACCCCAGCCUUAGCCGACAUCAUUGCGCCCUCAGUCGUCGAGUACACCCUCGCAGCCUACAAGAGGACGCUUGCAACGUACGAAGCAGUGCUACGAUGCAAGCGCUGCAGUACAUCUACGUCUGCGACAGUAACAGCACUGGUUGUCGGCGACGAAUUGGUGACAUCUCUCUCGCGGCUGCGUCUCGCGGUCGGAUCGUGGCUCGACAACGCGGCUCACUCUCCGUCUCGCUCUCAACAUUCAGACAUUUCUAGUGAAGAUGUCCCGCUGUUGCUAGUCAGCGACGACCUUUCCACCCGUCGCAUAGCAGUCGGAGCAUAUUCCGUCGAUUCGCAGAAGGAGUGGGCGAGCAUCAUUUCUGCGCUGAUUGAGAUGCUGCUUGCGAGGUUGGAGAGGGUGCUCGUGUUGGUUCGAGCGAGGAUCGAGAAGGGGGAGGGGGAAGGGGAGUUUCGCGUUAUGGUUGUUAGGAAAUUGGAGGAGAAGGUGAGGGAUGUGAUGGGGAGGGGCGAGACGGGGAAGUCUUGCGGAAGGGACGCGGUGUUUUUGGAUGGACUAGCUGGACCUGUACGGCUGUGA
Molecule: messenger RNA, 792 nt
Organism: Didymosphaeria variabile
Lineage: Eukaryota; Fungi; Ascomycota; Dothideomycetes; Pleosporales; Didymosphaeriaceae
Exons: 2
Coding region: 1-792 (263 amino acids)
Source: RefSeq, a predicted model, not a curated record